Messenger RNA from Corylus avellana, 800 nucleotides. RefSeq names its product brassinosteroid-responsive RING protein 1-like. Gene Ontology annotation, molecular function: ubiquitin protein ligase activity. The record is from RefSeq and is a predicted model, not a curated record. NCBI's taxonomy places the organism in Eukaryota, Viridiplantae, Streptophyta, Magnoliopsida, Fagales, Betulaceae. Gene Ontology annotation, biological process: protein ubiquitination.
GCCACCCCCAUAGCUGAAACAGAAGCUUCCAUGCUCUCUCUUCUCUCUAUCUCUCUCUCUCUCUCUCUCUCUCUGAUAACUCUAUAAAACUCACUCUCACUGAAGCCAAUUAGCCAAAACUCUCUCUUUCCUAUUGAAAGACCCACUUUUUUCUAUCGGAGCUCCAUGGGAUUCCCAUUCGGGUACACCGAGGUUUUCUUCCCAAACCUUGUUCUCCACGCACUUUCCCUUCUGGGUUUCAUCCGAAACCUCAUUUUCUCCCUCUUUCGCUUCCUGGGUAUCUCAGAUUUUCUGGAAACCGAUGCGAUUUGGCCAGAUGAUCCGACCCGGAUGCCCGAACACAAGCCCGUAUCCGCGCUCCUGAUCCAGGAAUUCCUGCCCGUGAUGAAGUUCCAGGACGUCGUAGGAGUAUCCGGCGCAGGAGACCCGCCUGAAAGCUGUGCGGUCUGUCUGUAUGAGUUCGAGGGAGGGGACGAGAUCAGGUGGUUGAGGAAUUGUAAGCACAUUUUCCACCGGACUUGUCUGGACCGUUGGAUGGACCAUGAUCAGAAAACGUGUCCUCUGUGUAGGACCCAUUUUGUGCCUGAGGAGAUCAAGUGUGAACUCAAUCAACGGCUCUGGACUGCUUCUGGGGCACCUGAUUUUUACAGCGAGUACAGUGAGUACAGCUCGGUUUGAGGGUUUUUGUUGAUUGGGGGUUUUGUAUGGUGGGGUUAUUGAACAUUUGAAAUGUAUAUAACGAAGAAAACGCUACGAAAUAAUAAAAUAGAAAAAUAAAUAAAUAAAUAAUUAAGAGAAAU